UUCCUUUCCACAGGGUCCCAUGGGUGGACUCCAUUAAAUCCCUCCACUCAACGGACACGGGUGAAAAUUAUCGUCACGAGUUGUGCCAACUUCCAUUCCCUGUUGCACCCCCGAGCAUUCCUUUGUGGUUCGUUUCGUUUCAACCCCGAGGAAAUGGACUUGCGUGUAAACUAAUGAGAAAUUGUUCAUGUACCGAAGACCGGGCGUAAUUAAUUUAGAUUGAUGUGCGGAAAUUAGAACCAUACAGGUGUAGAAUUCUUCGCAACCAGUUGUUCCACACUGCCUCGAGAUGCAACGUUUCCGCUGACUUAAGUUGCACUGAUGUUUGUCUGCAGUUCGGUUACGGUGCGGCAGCUUUAAUGCACUACAUCUCACGGGUGAAUCCUUGAAAAGUUUGAAAAUUAUUGAAGUAUUUUUUUAAUUGCUUCAUUGCAACUUUUAAUUUUAAUAUUUCACUAUUACUAGUUUUCGUCUUAUUUGUUAGUUUGCUUUGUUUUUAUUUCAAUUUAUUUUCAGGUUUGAGUGUAACGAAUAUUUUUUUUCCUUUUUUUAAUUAUUUUAAUCAUUUUUUCAUUAAUUUUAAUUCUUAAUUUAUUUCAUUUUUAUGUCCAAUUUUCUGCAGGCUUUAUCUCAUCUUUUUAAUUUUAUUCUUUUAUUCUAUUUAUCAUUUAUUUUAAUUCAAACGAAGUAUUUUUGUAAAUGAGCUAACAAAAAACAUUUCUUUUCUCUAAAUAUUUGAGAACUGUGUUUAGUUGAAUUUAAAAAUAUUUUUAAAAAUGACUUGAUUUUCAUAUUACAUCAGCAAUUCCCACAUUUCCUUGUGGGGUUCCUUGUGUUAUUAACGAUUUUUUUUAAAUUAAAUUUUUUUUUUGCUUCACAUACAUAUUUUUAUAAUUUCUUGUUUGUACGCUUUUUACUGAUUCUUUUCUCGUAAGAUUUUCUCUCUCUCGGAAUGUUUUGAAAUUUAUAUGUUGACUUUCAAUUUGUUUUUUAAAAUUAUAUUGUUUUAACUUUAAAACAUUGAUUAUUGUUUAUAAUAGUUAGUUAUAUUUUUUAUUCUUUCAUUAAAAGGAGGCAAAUGAGGCCACUAAAAAUCAGUUAUCUGCAUUUAAGAUUGUUUUAAUCAUGUUUGUGUACUUUUAUAUCUGUUCAAUGCUGCUUUUCCUUUUUAUUCUCUUUGUGCUUUUGGUCAUUAAUUUUAAAAUAUUUUAAAUCAACACUAGCACCAUAUGUUUAUGACAACAAGGCCACCUGGUUGCUUUAUACAAUGCUUUUUCCUUCUUUCAAAUGAGCCUGUUUUCAUGUUCCUCUCUGUAAAGUAGUUGUCAUUACAACUAACAGCACAAUACACCGCCUUUACGAGAGAGUGAGAGAAAAACGGUCGGAAAAACCGAACCAACAAACAGAACCGAACAACCACGUGUCGGAAAGGACGAUUCGUAACAAUUUCGGGAACUCACGGGUGUUCAUUUCAUGGCCUCCGUACACCCUUCUGUACAACAACUCGUGCAACAAAAAGGACCGGCACACGGUGAAUAAAAAGGACGAAAGAAAAACCAAAACAAUCGGAACCCAUGAGCGAUGGGAAAGCGGAAACGGAACCCGUUGUAAGGUUCGUGUACAGUUUUUGUGUGCCGAAUGAGUGCCACAACAGGGCCGAAGAAAUGCAUGCCGUUUUUUCCCGACUCGUUUGAUUUUUCCCGCGCCAGGGCCGCUGUGGGUUGGCGCUUUUUCGGGUUUUUCUGAUCAGUUGCGUUUCGGUGCUGGUUGCGUUUGGCAGCGUUGUGCGCCUUUCUCUCGCGGAUGUGAUAAGGCUUGGUUUUUUGCUCAUAGCCAGUGGUAAUAAAGUUUGCAACUUAUUUUUACCACCGUAAAGAGUAUCUGUGCAACUGCUGUUUCUACUUCCGGGUUCUAGUGGAGAAGCGUGAAUCUGAGUGAGUGUGUGUGUGUGUUUGUGAAAAUUUCCAUCUCUCACCUCAAGACGAGCUGAGGUGUGCGUAUUACUACCGUUCGUGUGCUGCUUCCUUUUCCCCCCACGCCGGUACUGUCGAAAGUUUCGAAACAAGCGUGGUAGAAAAUGGCCUUAAGCAACCUCCCGGGAGUGUGCGGAAAUUAGUGCUCUUCAGUGGGUAAAAUACUAAACACUUAGCUGGCGAACGACGGCCUGCGUCCUGUGCUACAAACCCGGUCCCGUGGGUGAUCGGCCUCGGAAGCCGGUACUAUUUGCCAGGUGCGCCUGCUAAUACACGGAUGUGUGCGGGGUGUGUGUUUUUGUGCGAGUGACGGUUUGAAAGUGCCAACAGGAAGCCCGUAAAUCCCAUCCUACCCUCGCGAGUGAAACCGACCGAGGAAAAGUAUUUCCAUCCAACCCAGUAGCAGCAGCCCCACCACCACGAAGCUACGAAGAAUCGUACCCGAAAGCAGCAGUAUGGCUGGCUUCGUUUGCCACAUUCUGCUGGUUUUUCUCUUCACCCGGGAAACGGCUUACGGCACUUCAUUCGGCAACAGUCUGUCCGAUCCGCUGCUCGAUCCGGACUUCAUCGACAAUCCGCCGAUGGUGCAGCCGAAGUUUACCUCCCGGUCGCAGUCGGUCCGUGCCGUUAUUGGCGAUACGAUUACGCUACCCUGUGAGGUGGAAAAUCUAGGCCGCAACAUACUGCUCUGGCGUCGAGGGAGUGCCGUCGUAACGGCGGCCAAUCUUAUCAUUACCCGCGACACACGGUUCAAGCUGCUCGAGGGCUACAGUUUGCAGAUUAAAAACGUACGCCCGCAGGACGCUGGGGAUUACAAUUGCCAAAUCGGUGACCACGACAACCGGGAUCUGGUGCACACGGUCGAGAUACUGGUACCGCCCUCGGUACGCUCCAACCCGGAAACCGGUCACGUCACCGUCCGGAAGGGUGGUACCGCGACGCUCGAGUGCAAAGCCUCCGGCAACCCCGUGCCGAGCAUCAGCUGGACGCGCAAGGAUUCGAUACACGGUUCGCCCCAUCUCUCCGAAGGACCCACACUCACGCUGGAAAAUGUGAACCGACAGGACAGUGGAACGUACCGGUGCUACGCAGACAACGGCAUCCGGGAGCCGGUCUUCGUCGACAUGCAGCUGAUUGUACUCUCUCCGCCGGAAAUCACGGUCGAAAAAUCCUGGGUACACGCAGGCGAAGGAUACGAGGCCCAGCUAGUCUGCACCGUACACGGAGAUGCUAAUCCAGAGGUUAUGUGGUAUCAGGACUCGUUUCUGCUGCAUCCCAACGACAGACGAACGAUGGAUACGCGCGGCGAAAAGCACUAUCUAACCGUCCGGAACGUUCGAGCAUCUGAUUUUGGCAAUUAUAGCUGCGUGGCGGAAAAUUCACUUGGGCGUGCAAAAAAAUACAUCGAAGUAUCGGGUCGGCCCGGUCCCGCUCAGUUCCAUUCACCGAUGUACAGCAGAUAUCGGGAAAUGUAUAACCUCACAUGGAGCAUUGAAUCAUUCCCGCUGAUAGAGGAAAUAAGAUUACUCUACAGAAAAUUAAUGAUGAACGAGACGUUUCAACAUCCGGGCAGAUGGCACGACAUUAUCCUGAACCCACCGUCAACACGAUCGGAAUCCUUUCGGCACAUCAUGACGUACACCAUCAAGGGGCUGGAUCCGAACUCGGUCUACGAAACGAUUGUACAGGCGAAAAAUCGCUACGGCUGGAAUGAGGUUAGUGACAUUUUCCAGUUUUACACCCUUAGUACGGACAUGCCGAAUGAAGAUGUAGAGCAAACGCUCGGUUCGACCGCGUACGGCAACAACUACCGGGCACUGAACCAUUGCUCCACACUGAGGAGCGAAACCAUCCUGGAAACGAUUCUUCUGAGCUUAGCGUCGGCCGUAUGGCGAUUGGUAAGAACCUAAACACAUACACCUUAGUGUGUAGGAGAAUGAAAGGAGAAAUGAAAAGGAACAUUUUCCUAUAGAUGUGUAUUUUAAUUUUUUUGCAAAAGCGUGAAACAUAGACAUUUUCAAUCGGAAGUAUAGUUUUAAUCACUAUUAAUAAAAAUUAAACAAAAAAAAAAAACAAAAAACCACCAUAAUGUUAGAGCGUGUGUGUUACAAUGCUACAGAAGGCGAUACAUUUAAACCAUCCAAUAAACCAAUAAGCCUGUCCAUCUUGCCCAAAUGGGGAAAAAAGAAAACGUUCUUUGUCACGAAUUUCUACCACAAAGAGUUACAACAUAACAAAAAUGCAAAGAAAAAAACUGUUUGGUUUAUUGUACUUAAAAGAUUACACUCGCUGGAUGGAGUGUUUCGUACGAAACACACGAUGAUAGUGUAAUGGGUAUUGUCAAACUGACUUCAAAAAAACUUAAUUUUGUAGCAAAUCAAAAACCAAGAAAAACACACACACACAAAACAGUGGAUUGUAAUGUAGCGUGUAAGAGCAUGUAAGUGUAGGGUAAGAGAAUAUAAGCGCUGUUUAAUGAUGAUUAGAUAAGCCAUUUAAACGAUACACAUGUAAAAGAUAACAACAGCUAAAACAAAAAGCAAAAAAAGCAAGUGAACGUAAAAAUGAUAUACCAUGAGUUUGAAGCCAAAGACGCCAUACUGGGAUGGGAGGAAACUUAUUUACUUGCUGGCAGAAUAUGAAUUCCACUCCGUUUUGCCCUUUCAGGGCUACAUCCUGUCCACCGGAGAAUGAGGUAAAAAAACAAAAAAUCACGGUUGGUUUGAAGAAGGAACACAAGCGGUAGGAUUCUAUUUGUUUAACACGUAUGUUAGGAAGACCAAAACAAAACAAAAUGUAAAUGUGAAAUAAACCAAAACGAAACGACUUCACUGUAACUGUAUGUACAUUAAGUUUUUAUCGAACAAAUUACUUUCGGCAUACGCGCAUAAUGUUCUCGAUCGAUUGAGCGAUCGCUGCCUGCAACAACAAAAAAAACCCUAAAUAUGUAAUGUACCAGUGCUACGAUGAAAAUAAAACUUUAUUUUACUCCAACCAUA
Messenger RNA from Anopheles funestus (African malaria mosquito), 4972 nucleotides. Its product is annotated as protein amalgam-like. The transcript has 10 exons. Gene Ontology annotation, biological process: synapse organization; homophilic cell-cell adhesion. Gene Ontology annotation, cellular component: plasma membrane; neuronal cell body; axon. NCBI's taxonomy places the organism in Eukaryota, Metazoa, Arthropoda, Insecta, Diptera, Culicidae. The coding region runs from base 2429 to 3883 and encodes 484 amino acids. Gene Ontology annotation, molecular function: protein binding; axon guidance receptor activity. The record is from RefSeq and is a predicted model, not a curated record.